Molecule: messenger RNA, 5008 nt
Organism: Dromaius novaehollandiae (emu)
Lineage: Eukaryota; Metazoa; Chordata; Aves; Casuariiformes; Dromaiidae
Gene: UTP25
Product: UTP25 small subunit processome component
Exons: 12
Coding region: 75-2384 (769 amino acids)
Biological process (GO): maturation of SSU-rRNA from tricistronic rRNA transcript (SSU-rRNA, 5.8S rRNA, LSU-rRNA)
Cellular component (GO): nucleolus; small-subunit processome
Molecular function (GO): U3 snoRNA binding; rRNA binding
Source: RefSeq, a predicted model, not a curated record
CGCGGCAGCGGCGCUUUACGGGCGGGCCGUAAAGCGUCGCGGCGGCCCACGUGGGUGCGGACGCGGGGGGCGACAUGGGGAAGCGGCGUGGCGGGCGGGAGCUGCUCCGCACCCUGAGCAAGAAGCAGAGGCGGCACCUCCGGGAGUUUGGGGAGGAGCACCCUUUCUACGACAAGGUUUCUGGAAGACCAGAAGCAACUCAAGUUUGUGAACUGUCUGAGAAUUCUGAUAAAUCAAGCUCAGAAAGUGAUACGGACACUGAACCUGAGCAGGCCUCAGUGUAUCACAAACUACUGGCUACACUGAAGACCUCUCCGGAGUCUGAGAUUGAAGAAGACGAAGAUGAAAGUGAAUCAGAAGAAGCUGGGGAAAGUGAGACAGAAAUGGACAGCGAAGAGUCCCAGGAGACUGGAGAAGCAGAAGGUGGUGAAGAAGAUGAAAAUGAUAUAGCAGACAAAGAAGAAGCUAAAGAUACAGGAGAGCAGACACUUGGUGAGGAGCAGGCUGAUGGUGCAGAUGCCUCUUGUGACCCCAGUCAUGGAGUAAUUGAGGAGUUUACUGAUGUGAAACAUGAAUCUGAAUUUAGCUUGGAAACCAAUUUCAUGGAAGAGGAGAGUGGAGAUUGCAAUGCAGAUGAGAGAAAGAGCAGUACUUCGCAAGCCUUUUCAGAAGAUCCAUUUAAACAACACAUGGACAAAGAAAUGGAAGAAAAAGAAGUAGAAAAAAUGUCUAUGCUUUCUAAGUCUUCAAGUCAAAUGAAGUGGCCGAGGCUGGGUCAGCUAACUUUUUCUUCCACUUUGGAGAAACGUAAAACCUUAAAACCAGACAAAGAAGUUGAUGUGAAACAGCUUCAUCUUCAUAAACCUUUAGAAGUCACUUGGCCAAAAGUGAACAAACAAUUGCUCUCCUCAGUGAACAAACCAAGUGAUUCCUGUUUUACUCCACUACAAAAAGAGCUCUUCUGUAUCAUGAAUACAUACAGGGACUUGUUCUAUCCAGAAAGAACUGCUUUAACAAAUGGAGAAGAAAUCCGGCUUGCUUAUUGCCUGCAUGCACUGAACCAUGUCCUGAAGGCAAAUGCCCAGGUGCUUGGCAAUAAUGCUAAACGAAGGGACCAAAAGCCAGGGAUUGAUAACGAUGACUACAGAGAUCAAGGGCUCACUAGACCUAAGGUACUGAUGGUGGUGCCCUUCCGGGAAUGUGCUUUGCGAAUUGUGCACGUUUUUAUCAGUCUUCUUGAAGUGAACAAUGAAAGAAAAAUAGAUGUAAGUAAUAAAAAGCGCUUCAAAGGGGAGUUUGGCUCUGACCCGGAAGAGAAGCCUCCCAACCUGAAAAGACCAGAAGAUUAUGAAGCUGUCUUUGCUGGCAACAUUGACGACCACUUCAGAAUCGGGGUUGCGAUUCUUCAAAAGAGUAUGAGGUUGUAUGCACCAUUUUACUCAUCAGAUAUCAUCAUUGCCUCUCCCUUGGGUAUGAGGACUAUUAUUGGCGCAGAGGGGGAGAAGAAGAGAGAUUUUGAUUUUCUGUCAUCGGUAGAAAUUCUUAUAAUUGAUCAAGCAGAUAUUUACCUGAUGCAGAAUUGGGAACAUGUUCUGCACCUGAUGAAGCACAUUAACCUCCUGCCUUUGGAUUCCCAUGGGGUAGACUUCUCCCGAGUGCGUAUGCUGAAUCUCAAUAACUGGUCCAAGUACUACCGUCAGACACUGCUGUUCAGUGCUCUUCAAGAUCCCCAGAUUAACUCCAUCUUCAACAAGCACUGCUUCAAUUACAUGGGGCAGGUGGCUGUCCGGAACAUAGCACAGAUUGGCUCCAUUAGCCAUGUUGUGGUACAGCUUCCUCAUGUUUUCUGGAGGCUAGAAACUGAAAAUUUAACUUCUGUAAUGGAUACAAGGUUUCAGUUCUUCAUUGACAAAGUUUUGCCUGAGUACCGUGAUGCCAUCAUGUCACACACGCUCGUAUAUGUUCCAUCAUAUUUUGACUAUGUGCGUCUUCGAAAUUACUUCAAGAAAGAGGAGUUGAAUUUUGUCCACAUUUGUGAAUACACUAAAAAGGCUGGCAUCUGCAGAGCAAGACGUUUCUUCCUCAAAGGAGAGAGGCAGUUUUUACUGCUCACUGAGCGCUUCCACUUUUACAAAAGGUACACAAUAAAAGGCAUUAGGAACCUCAUUUUCUAUGAGUUACCAACCUAUCCCCACUUCUACAGUGAGAUUUGUAAUAUGAUGAAGGCCACAGACAAUGGAAUGGAUGCCACUUGGACUUGUACUGUCCUCUAUUCCAAGUAUGAUGCUCAGAAAUUGGCUGCUGUUGUUGGCAUAGAUCGCACAGCUCAAAUGCUACAGUCCAAGAAAAAUGUGCACCUCUUCAUUACAGGAGAAAAUGAAUAAGCAAUAUUGCAAACUAGAGUGUUUGGAUGAACCUGGAUUUUGCUCCUUUGCUCCUGGAUAAUGCACUUUUGGAUGUUGUUUUUAACUAAGUGUUAAACUUUUUACUCCUUUUACUAAAUAUCUUGCUGAAAUGAUUUUUUUUGUAGUAUUAAAUUUUAUACUUAAGUUCUCUCUUAUCUCAGUCCAAUGAGGAAAGGGAAGAUGCCAUUCAAAAAAGCAGGAGGUGGCUAGUUUCUUCUGUGUAUAAACAAAAUCAGUUCAAAAUUAUUCUUCACUGGCUACUUUAUUCCUCACUCUUCGUUGUGUGUUGAAAAAACUCACUGUUCGGUAAAGAUCUGUGGUGUUAAAAUACCUUUUGAUUUGAUUGUUCCACUUCAUUUUCAGAUAUAGCAAACUCGCUUCCUUUCAUCAAAGGCAACUUUUUCUUUUAAUCUAGGGAAAAAUAUACCCACUUACUGAGGCAGUUGUUAUGUAAGGGAGGUGUAGGUAGAGCCUCAGCAACCCACCCAUAUUGUUGAAUGGUUUAAUUUGCCUUGACUGAUGAAUGUGCUGGGGUGUGAAGUGUGGUUUUGCAUUUUCCCUGAGUGGCCUAAAUAUAUUGCCUACUAUUUACAGUACUCAUUUCAGUCCCACUGACUGGUCAGCUUUAGUGACAAUAGAUUUUUUUUUUUUUUUUUCCAGAGGGGUUGGAAAAUGAGUUAAGCUUGACAGGCAGAAGAGACUAGGCUUACCUAACCUCCCGAUUAUCAAAGCAGUGCUAUGCAGUGCGAAACUGUGAUGUAGUUGCAAAUACCUGUUAUCUCCCUAGAUACGUGUGCUUUCUUGGUUUUUUGUUUGUUUGUUUUUGUCUGCUACCCUUAAUCGUUGCUUGUGGAAAGCAUAAACAUGUCAUUGAGCUGCCUCUUCUUUCUUUUUUUUAUCCUCCUAAGAAGCUAAGUGUCAUGUAAAAGGAGCUAGAAGUAGCAUGUAAGCAUGUGCUAGAACUGCUGGAGGACAGUUCUGCAGAGGGGGGUGGUGAGGCCUGUGUGAGCCCAAAUGCAAGAAGGAAAUAUCUGUGCUGAGAUAAGCUUGGAGGAAAUUCUCAUCUGGGAGGGGGCUUGAGAAAAUACGCCAAAGGGAAAUAAACUCCUCAAGUAAAUGCACAAGCACAUAACUUUAGCCAGUUUUUUAAAUCCUGUUCAUGAUUCCUGUAUUUCUCAGAGGGUGUGAACUCAUAUAGUCAUUGCACUCCUCAAAUCAUUUAGUACGUGUGUAAAUUCAUGUAGUUCCUUGCUUUCUGUUUCGAUUAGAUGAUGAUGUCUGUUAGUUUUAAGCACCUCUGUUACACACACAAGAAUUAAAAGCCAGCCAAGGCAAAGUUCUCUUUUGAACAUCUGACAUACAGCAGAGGCAGCAGGAGCAGCAAACAAGGAUUUUCUUGUAUGGCAAAGGCUUGAUGCAGGAGAACUGUGGAUGUGCAUAUAAAAGCAGACACACAAAAUAGGAUUAAGGAUUUGUCUUCCCACACCGGAGGUACUUAUCACAGAUGAAUAGCAGCUGACCUCUGAAAAAGCCAAAGUGGGAUAGCUACUUAGGGAGAUAAAAUGAUGCAGUGUUUAAAGGGGUAGCAAGAGUAUCGUGCCAGAGUCUUAACUGUGCAAGUUGUUGGCCCACUUGAUACUGGGACUGUGCUAUGAACUGGAUGUAGGAUUUGGUCUUGUUUAAAUUUUCUUUGUUCCCUUUUUAAUUUUUUUUUUUUUUUUUAAUACUCACUGGAGUUCACAGGGAGCCCCUGCAAAGAUGCAUAUUGUCAGUAAGGGCUGCAGCGUUGGUGUGGGAAUGGGUGGUUGAGGACACGAAGAUGAGUUGGGAGCUCUAUAGGUUGGUAUUGCUAACACUGCUCUGCAUCUUUAAACUACAGCCUACAGCAACAUGUCUCUCAGGCAGCUUGUAUCAUUUACAGAGAGCAGUAGACUCCACUGUGGGAAUCCAGUUGGCUAUGUUGUCUCAUGUCAGGGCUGCUUUGGGGAGGAGAUACAGUCUGGUCUCUGCUCCACAGUUACUCUGAUUUCAUAGAUCAUCGCUUUGAUGGGGUUGAACUGAGUAGGCAGUUGUUUAUUUAGCAGUAGAUCCAGAGACAGUGAGUUACCAUUGGAUGGCUAGAGCUGACAUCAGAAAUUGGCCCAUCUUGGAUGCUGGUUCGCUGAUACCAAUGCUUCAUGUGCUUGGGGAACUACUCGCUCUAAAUGAGUUACUUAAGAGCCCAUCUUACAAAGUGUUUUCCUGACAGUGAUGCGGCUUUCAGAGAGGUGGCUUCUGAAACCCAGUAGAACUGAUGUCAGUGAGCCAGCCCAUCUGCACUUCCUUCUUGUGUAAACUUGUAACCAAUGUUAAAAUUGCAAUAUGUACAUCUAGGUUGUCUGUCUUUUUUUUUUAAUUGUUCAACACUUUUUUUAAAAUGAUUUCAAAGUUCUGAUACAAAUGGAGUAAGAAAACAAACUAGUGAGUAUAACAUUUUUACUUUGCUUUGCUUGAUGGCUUGUAAUUUUAGCAUGGCAACUUUUUUACAAGUUGGAUAAAUGCACUGAUAUUGAGUAGUUACUCUUGUCUUGAGGAGUCAAAAAAUUAAAGCAAAAUCCUAUUCA